Molecule: messenger RNA, 1236 nt
Organism: Chaetomium fimeti
Lineage: Eukaryota; Fungi; Ascomycota; Sordariomycetes; Sordariales; Chaetomiaceae
Exons: 2
Coding region: 253-1113 (286 amino acids)
Source: RefSeq, a predicted model, not a curated record
ACACGUUGGGUCUGUGCGCCCAUGUUGCCAUUAAACAAUACUCGCCGCGCGUGACCGCGCUUCUAAGAGCGCGCCGCGUGCAGGGGACUCGCGUUCUCCGGGAUUGACAUCCAACGUUAUCCCACCACAGAGUCCCACUGCUUUGCCGCACUCCAACAAUGGCAUGACCAACUCCACCAACAACUUAGUUUUAUCCAUCAUUGCUCAGUGAGAAACCUCGCUCUUGCAAUUUAACCAACCUCAACCACAACAAUGUUCGCGGCCAUGCCUCAGACCCCGCCAUCAAUUAGCUUCGGCCGUCCCGGUCAAGGGCAAUUCCAUACCCACCGACCGGCUUUCCCAUCGCCCCUUUCCUCUUCCCCAGUUCGAGCCUCCUCAUUAUCACCGCCGCCAUUCUCACAUCAACAACAAACAAUCUCGCAACCUCUCUCACCAUGCAACUCAAACUCCCUCAACGCCCGCUUGCGGCAAACGCAGUCCUCCCCGACCCAAGGGGCCCAAUCAUUCUACCCGAGCCCCACCAACAACGAAAACCACAACGCGAACAGCAGCAACAGCAAAUUCCGUUUUGCGUCACGCAACCCGCGCCCUAACCCGGUCCUCAAACGGCGUGAGGACGCCCAAGAGGGCCGGCGCCGCCUGUUCUUCCAAAACGUGCGGCAGCGGCAAGAGGACAAGCGGUGGGAGAUGCGUGGCGGGGAGGAUGAGCUCCUCAAACUCGAGUGGCUGCGCCUCACCCGCGAGCGGAACCAGAUCAAAGCGGCCGAGGGAGCGCAGUACCUAGGCAUGGUGGACGCGGAUCUAUUGGCGCAGGAGGAAGAGGAGAUGCGCAUGCAGGCGCAGCAACAGCAACAGCAGCAGCAGCCGCCGCGAGGAUAUGUGGAUCGAGAUGCCGACGCUUUUAUGGCCGACACCAUUGCGCAGCAGGAGGAGGCCGAACUGGAGGCGCUUGUGUCGGAUAUGGAGGAGAAGCGGGCGUCGGCGCACUUCUCGGACGACGAGGAUUAUGACGGGCUGUUUAUGGAUUUGAUUCAGCAGCAGCAGCAACAGCAGCGGCAGGAGAAUGGCGCGGGGCUGGGGAUGGGUUACUCACAGGACGUGGAGAUGACUUGAUACCUACCUCCCUAAGAUACUUAGGUAGAGGGGUGCCCAGUUUGAAUGCCGGGGCAUUGUGUACACAUUAGUCGGCGUUUGGGGGUAAUAUCUGGUAGACGGGGCGUUGGGUGGGCGGUUGCA